Glycine soja is the source of this 504-nucleotide messenger RNA. RefSeq lists its product as uncharacterized. The transcript is spliced from 2 exons. Lineage: Eukaryota; Viridiplantae; Streptophyta; Magnoliopsida; Fabales; Fabaceae. The coding region runs from base 1 to 504 and encodes 167 amino acids. The record is from RefSeq and is a predicted model, not a curated record.
AUGCUAUUUCAGAAAGAUUAUGGAAGUCAAAUCCUAGUCGUCAAGAUAUAUGUGGAUGAUACCAUAUUCAGUGCUACUAAUGACUUGUUGUGCGAGGAUUUUUCCAAACUUAUGCAGGCAGAGUUUGAGAUGAGUAUAAUGGGAGAAUUGAAGUUCUUUCUUGGACUUCAAAUCAAGCAAACAAACAAUGGCAUAUACACACAUCAAACCAAGUACAUGAAGGAACUUCUGAAGAAGUUGAAGAUGGAUGAUGAAAACCAAAUGAAAACACUUAUGCAUCCAACCACUGUACUUGGACUAGGCAAAGAAUCAAAGCGGGUGGAUGAAAAGACAUACAAAGAAAUGAUAGGAUAUCUUUUGUAUGUCAUUGAGUCCAGACCUGACAUUAUGUUCAGUAGAGAAAAGGAAUAUGGUUGCUUGAUUACUGUGAUGCAGAUUUUGCUAGAGAUAGAGUGGAAAGAAGAAACACCAGUGGAGGUUGUCACUUCAUUGGUGGAUGCUUAG